Saccoglossus kowalevskii is the source of this 1527-nucleotide messenger RNA. RefSeq names its product acid-sensing ion channel 3-like. Gene Ontology annotation, cellular component: plasma membrane. The record is from RefSeq and is a predicted model, not a curated record. Gene Ontology annotation, molecular function: ligand-gated sodium channel activity. NCBI's taxonomy places the organism in Eukaryota, Metazoa, Hemichordata, Enteropneusta, Harrimaniidae. Gene Ontology annotation, biological process: sodium ion transmembrane transport.
AUGGACAAUACUGAAAAACGAGAAUGUGACAAAGCUAACAACGGGUUUCCGAAGUUCAAAAAAUCCACCUCUUUACUGGCAUUAUUUUUUCGUGAUUUAUCUGAACAGCGGAGUCAGAAGGAUCGCGAUUCUCAGGAUUCCAGUGAUGAAGAAGAAAACGGAGAUGAAAAGAAAGUAGAAGACGAAUCAGUAAUCGGAGAUUUUGCACAGAAGUCAACAAUCUCAGGCAUGAAGUACGUGAGCGACAAGAAGUCCCGAAUACCCAGACGGUGUUUUUGGCUAUUGGUUGUGUUGACGGGUGCUGGUUUCCUAGUAUAUCAGAUUGUACGCAGCGUUAAUCUCUAUCUGGAUUACCCUGUUAAUGUCGAUGUGAAGAUUACCUACGCCAACGAUCUACCGUUUCCUGCCAUAACAAUAUGUAACAUGAAUUUACUCAGACGCCUAGAGCUGGAACAUUACGAAGGCCAUGAUGCUAUUGAAUUCUUGGAAUUGCUGUAUCCAUUGGUAACCGAAAAAACCUCGCCCGUUCCAGAAAACAUAAUUCAGAACUUCACUCUGACAACAGUCGCCAACUUGACGGAUUUGCUUAUGCGGUACGGACAUCAAAAGGAAAAUAUGGUGAUAUUGUGUCAUUGGAAAAGCAGUGCUUGCAGUUCUGUGAAUUUCACGACUACUAUCACUGACUACGGCUUGUGUCAUACAUUCAACUCAGGUUUGGAAGGUACGGCGCCGUUAAGAGUCGACAAUACAGGGGCACGAUAUGGCCUUACGUUGUAUGUCGACAUUGAACAAGGGGAGUAUGGCCGAGGACCACGCGAGUCAGCAGGUCUGAAAAUAGCUAUACAUAACCAACGUGACAUACCAUUGGUCAGUGACCUCGGAUUUGCCGUGUCACCAGGUACGCACACGCUAAUUGGAUUAAGAAUGACAAAGAUAAGCAGCUUGCCGAAUCCUUACGGUUUAUGCAAAUCCAAGAAGUUGCAAUUCUACGGUGAUUAUACUAUGUCUAAAUGUCAAUUGGAAUGCUUGACACACUUUAUUGUAGGACGGUGUGGAUGUAAACAAGCUUAUAUGCCAGGUCAAGUGCGACAUUGCUCGCCGCAAGAUGUGUAUAACUGCUACCUUCCGAAUUUAGGUGAAUACGCGGGUCACAAAGAUAUGUGCGAAUGUCCUGUGCCAUGCGAAAGAACUAUUUAUAGUUCCCGACUUUCAUACGCCCAAUUUCCAUCGGAUUUCGCAGCGAAUGAAUACAGCAAAUUGUUAAACAAUAGUGACUCUGAUUAUAUCAGAAGGAAUGGUUUAAAGUUAGAAAUAUUCUAUGAAGAACUUAGUUUUAAAGAAGUUACUCACCAAGUCGAAUAUGAACUCUUUAAAUUAUUUAGUGAUAUCGGUGGAUCGAUGGGACUGUUGCUAGGGGCUAGUUUCGUAACCAUCGUGGAAAUAUUCGACUUUGCCUGCCUUAAUCUCUACAGACGAGUGCGAUCAAAAUGGCGACCCCGAAUCACACCCAUCGAAACUAAAAGUUGA